This is a messenger RNA of Labrus mixtus (cuckoo wrasse), 3056 nucleotides long. It is a transcript of the gene slc6a19b, whose product is annotated as solute carrier family 6 member 19b. The record is from RefSeq and is a predicted model, not a curated record. Bases 123 to 2015 code for a protein of 630 amino acids. Gene Ontology annotation, cellular component: membrane. The transcript is spliced from 12 exons. Gene Ontology annotation, biological process: sodium ion transmembrane transport. NCBI's taxonomy places the organism in Eukaryota, Metazoa, Chordata, Actinopteri, Labriformes, Labridae.
UAGUCAAUCUAUUACAGAGGUCCAGUACAUAAAGGGAUCUCACGUUGUGAGCCACAAUUUACAUUGUAGCUCUGCAGAGUGCUCUUACUGUAUCACUGCAAUACUACAGUGUUUCACACAUCAUGAAGUUAAAACUACCCAAUCCAGGCCUGGAAGACAGAAUAUUGACCCAUGAGCAGCUGGACAUGCUGGAGAAGGAAGAGGCUGGAGACAGACCCAAAUGGGACAACAAAACCCAGUACAUGUUGACAUGUGUGGGGUUUUGUGUGGGUCUUGGGAAUGUUUGGCGUUUCCCCUAUCUGUGUCAGAGUCAUGGAGGAGGUGCAUUCAUGAUACCAUUUCUAAUCCUGCUGGUCCUUGAAGGGAUCCCACUCUUGUACCUUGAGUUUGCCAUUGGUCAACGUUUAAGAAAAGGCAGUUUGGGAGUGUGGAGUUCAGUUCAUCCUUAUUUGACUGGCAUUGGUAUUGCAUCAAUGUGCGUCUCUCUGACGAUCAGUCUCUACUACAACACCAUCAUUGCCUGGAUUUUGUGGUAUUUCUUCAAUUCAUUUCAAGACCCUCUGCCUUUCAGUCAAUGCCCCAUGAAUGCCAAUCUAACAGGCUUUAUUUCAGAGUGUGAAAGGAGCUCCCCUGUAGAUUAUUUCUGGUACAGGGAGACCCUAAACUCAACUCCAACAAUUGAAGAGGAUGGUGGUCUGCAGUGGUGGAUACUGGCUUGUCAUAUUUGUGCAUGGUCUGUGCUCUAUGUCUGCAUCAUUCGUGGUAUUGAGACCACUGGAAAGGCUGUGUAUGUGACUUCAACCCUUCCAUAUGUGGUACUGACAAUAUUUCUGAUCAGAGGAUUGACCCUGAAGGGCUCUUUGAAUGGCUUAAAGUUUCUCUUCACACCAGAUUUAGCAGAGCUGGCAAAGCCAACAACAUGGCUUGAUGCAGGAGCUCAGGUUUUCUAUUCCUUCUCUCUGGCUUUUGGUGGUCUUAUUUCCUUCUCCAGUUAUAACUCAGUGCAUAACAACUGUGAACAGGAUGCAGUGAUUAUCUCCAUCAUCAAUGGUUUCACCUCCGUCUUUGCUGCCACUGUCAUCUACACCAUUAUCGGCUUCAGAGCAACGGAGAGAUUUGACAAUUGUGUCUCUGGGAAUAUUAUAGCAUUACUGAAUGCUUUUGAUGUACCUGAGGGUGACAUCACAGACAGUAACUACGAUCAAGUAUUUGGACAUCUUAAUGAAACAUUCCCAGUGGUUAUUCAAGGGCUGGAUUUAAAGACCUGCAACUUAGAUACUUUUCUCAGUGAGGGAGUUGAAGGAACCGGGUUAGCCUUCAUUGUGUUUACUGAGGCUAUAACCAAAAUGCCAGUUUCACCUGUGUGGGCCGUUCUUUUCUUCAUAAUGCUCUUCUGUCUCGGCCUAUCCUCUAUGUUUGGGAACAUUGAGGGAGUGCUGGUGCCACUGCAAGACCUCAAAGUUUUCCCUAAGUCCUGGUCGAAAGAGGUUGUCACUGGUGUAACUUGUGGGCUGUGCUGUCUGGUGGGUCUGAUAUUUGUCCAAGGAUCUGGAAACUAUUGGCUUUCACUCUUUGACACCUACGGAGGGUCUAUACCUCUACUGGUUGUUGCAUUCUGCGAGAUGUUCUCAGUGGUUUACAUAUAUGGAAUAGACAGGUUCAAUGAUGAUAUUAAGUUCAUGAUUGGACACAAACCCAACUUCUUCUGGCAGGCAUCGUGGAGAGUCAUCAGCCCGCUCAUUAUGUUUUCCAUCAUGGUGUUUUACUUUGUGACUAAAGUUACUGAAAAGAUUUCUUACAAGGCCUGGGAUCUUGAAUCGGAUAAAUUCCCUGCACUGGAAGAAAAGCCAUAUCCAGUGUGGAUCUAUGUGAUCAUCUUUGUGUUGGCAGGACUACCCAGUCUUGCUGUUCCUAUCAUUGCUCUAUGGAAAUGUCUAACAUCAAAGAUGAAGAAGAAGUCACAUCUCUCUGACAACAUUCAAAUGGACAAUGAGAUCACCAAAUCCCCCGCCUAGAAGUGGAAGUCCUGGUUUUCUCUCUUUGUUUUAUCAAUUUAAAUAAUUUAGUCUUGCUUUUUGCUUCCUUACAAUCUGUUUCCUUUUUUUAAAAAACCUUUAAUGAAUUAUGAUGGCUUAGCCUUAUUUGUAUCCCUUCUGUCUUUUUCUGAACUGAAGCUUAAAGGGCUGUUGCCAUGUGCUUUACAUCAGUAUUUAUUCAGCUCAGUAUUUGAAGGACACUCUGUAUUGGGUCUUACAAUGGGCAGGUGGAAAUUCAGGAAGAACUAGACACCUUAAUUCAUAUUAUGAUGUUGGACUUCACUGACAUGGCUUUAUUGCAAACACUUUGGUUUUGGUAUAUCUUUUACAAAGAAAUUUAAAAAAUGCAAAUCAUGUAAACUUAAGCUCUUAGUAUAUCCCAUAGUAGAUUUCUGUCACAGGGUGGUUUUUCAGCAGAGGAAGGUGUGAUAUGGUAGUUAUUGUCUAACACAUUAUUAUCCAGUUAGAUUUUUAAACUAGCAGGUGGUGCUGGUCUUGGAGGAAGCUGACUAGAGCCAUUCAGUGAAAUACCCCCAUCUGUCCAGCUGGGGUCACUGUUGUGUUAACAGUUUGGUACAUUUGGGAAAUGGAUUAUAUAUAGAUUAUAGCAGCUGCAUUUUUUAACGGUUAAUUCCUUUCUUUCUGCAUAUGCCUACUUUUCAAUACUGUGUGCUUAAUGAAUCCAUUCUGUGUUUUUCAUUCACCUAAGAGGAGACUGAUGCAUGAGACUGAAAGUAUUCUGUAUUUAUAUGAUAUGCAGUUGACAUGACCUUCGCUGUCAUCCUUUUGUAAUUGUUCCACUCCUAUCAAAGUCCACUUCCACAGAAAUACUGCCCAUUUAGCUAGACUACUACUGGUAAUACUUAUCGGUACAUAAGAACAAUAUAAAUACACACACUCAUGUUAAAUAUUAAACCAAAGGAGAGGAAAGAACAUCCCCAUAAUGAAUUAUGAUAUGGAUAAUCUUUUCAAAUAGGCUGUGUGAAUGAACAUGAAAUAAAACUCAAACACUGAAAAUAA